Cygnus olor (mute swan) is the source of this 2753-nucleotide messenger RNA. It is a transcript of the gene GDPD2, whose product is annotated as glycerophosphodiester phosphodiesterase domain containing 2. Gene Ontology annotation, cellular component: membrane. Gene Ontology annotation, biological process: lipid metabolic process. NCBI's taxonomy places the organism in Eukaryota, Metazoa, Chordata, Aves, Anseriformes, Anatidae. The record is from RefSeq and is a predicted model, not a curated record. Gene Ontology annotation, molecular function: glycerophosphodiester phosphodiesterase activity. The coding region runs from base 337 to 1962 and encodes 541 amino acids. The transcript is spliced from 16 exons.
AACUCCCCUGCGCCGAGCCGUGCCGCCCCGCGGGGCCCCUUCCCCGCUUCCUGAGCGGCCACAAAGACCCAGGCACAAAAGGCUCUCCCGGCACCCUCCCUGACCCCCCGGCAGCAGUCCGCCCUCGUCGGCCUGUGCAGGCCUGCAGGCGGCACCGGCAGCCCCGCCAGGCCACGAACACACCCAGCAGGGUGUGAGCGGGCGGCACGGAGCCGAGUUGCGCACCAGCACCCGCCUGGGAGCUCAGCCCCGCGCUCACCUGGCCACCCAGUGCCCGCUGUGGGAGCCCGACAGGGAGCAGGAUUGUGACCCAUUGGCCUGCGACUGCCCUGCGCUAUGGCUGAUCCCCCCGGCUGCUGCCGCCCCUGUGCCACCUGCCUGCUCUGCCUCUACAGCUGCCAGUGGAUCACUGCCAAGAAGGAGAAGAGGAGGGGCCUGAGAACCACCAAGUGUGACUGCAGCUGGUUCCUCUUCCUCUUCUGCGUCUUUCUCUUCACACUGGUGUGGCUCUACUUUGCCAUCAUCAUCCUCAAUGAUUUCCACAACUUCAACGAGUUCAUCUUCAAGCAGCAGAAGCUGUGGCUGGACUGGUCCCUGGUCCUGCUGAUAGCAACGGCAGUGCUCAUCACCUACUCAACUGUGCUGUUGGUCCUUGCUUUGUGCUUGCAGCUCUGCGGCCAGCCCUUGAAGCUGCACUGGCUGCACAAGACCCUGCUGAUCAUAACUGCCCUCGUGGUGGCCGCGGCCUUCACAGGGCUGGGAAUAAAGUGGGCGGAGGAGUGGAAAAGCGCACGCAUCUCCCUGCAGGAGACAGGUCCCUUCCUGCAUAUUGGAAUCGUGGGGGGAAUGACGCUCCUUGCCUGGCCACUGGCCAGCGUCAUCUACCGCACCCGCAACACAGGUCUCAAGGUGUUUCUGCUGCUUGCGUACUGUGCAGUGAUGAUCGCGCUGUACCUGGCUCCCCUGGGAAUAACCUCCCCUUGCAUCAUGGAGGAGAACCAGCUGCCCCCCAAGCCAGCCCUGGUUGGCCACCGAGGAGCCCCCAUGCUGGCCCCCGAAAACACCCUCAUGUCGCUGCAGAAGGCGGUGGACUGCAAUGUGCAAGUCUUUGAGACGGACGUCAUGGUGAGUGCUGAUGGGGUCCCAUUCCUCAUGCACGAUGAGAAGCUCACCAGGACCACUGAUGUGCAGAAAGUGUUCCCUGAGAGAGCUGACGUGAACAGCACUGCCUUCAACUGGACAGACCUGCAGCAGCUCAACGCUGGCAGAUGGUUCCUGGAGCGGAAACCAUUUCCCACUGUGCAAAGCCUUUCGGGUGGCGAUCGUGCCUUGGUGGAUGAGCAGAGGAUCCCGUCCCUGGAACAGGCACUAGAGGCAGCUAAGGAGAGCAAUAUCUCUAUCAUGUUUGACCUUCGGCCAGAGAACCACAGCGAUUACUGGAGCUUUGUCAAUGCCACCCUGGAUGUCAUCUUAAAGUCAGGCAUCCCGCUGCAGCAGGUCCUGUGGCUGCCGGAUGGGUUCAGGGAGCAGGUCAAAGAGAGAGCUCCAGGCAUCCAGCAAAUUUAUGGCCGGAAGAGGCUCCAGGAUGAGAAGGAGCCACUGUGGCGUGUCAACCUGCCCUACCAAGACAUGAGCUUUGAGGAAAUCAGGCAGUACCGCCGGGACAAUAUCUCGGUCAACGUGUAUGUGGUGAACCAGCCCUGGCUCUUCUCCGUGCUGUGGUGCUCAGGGGUGAGCUCUGUCACUACCAAUGCCUGCCAGGUGCUGAAGGAGAUGGAACGCCCCAUCUGGCUGCUGCCCAGCAGCACAUACCUCAUGAUUUGGAUUGUCGUGGACUGUGUUUCCUUCCUGAUGAUUCUCUGGGCCUUCCUCUUGCUGAAGAAAUGCUCCCAGAGAAGGCAGCCAGUGGAGUCUGAGACGGACGUGCUGCUCACGAAGAUCAACAGCCUGAUGCAAGAUUGACCCCUCCAGCCUGCAUCAGCCGUGGGGAGGGGCAGACAGACGUGCGCAGCUCAAGCAGGGAGUGUUCCUCUGGCCAGCUUCGAGGCUGCUUUUCUUUGUAGACUCCUUCCUGAGCUUGCAGUUCCUGGCUCCUCGCGUGGUGCAGAACUGCCCUCAUCUGAAAAGACCUGGCACUGUGUCCCCUGCUCCUGCUGGCAGUGAGGGGACAGAGCCCGGGCGGGGGGGUUGCUGGUGCUGGCCUGUGCCCUAGGGGCUGAGCUUUCUUCCAGCCAUGCUGGGGUCAAGACCUCAGCUUUGGGAUGCCGGUUCAAAGGCUGGUGGGAUUUCGAGGCACUGUUUGGUGCAGGUGUAUGGCAGUCUCAGCCUGUCACCACUACCUCCGGUGACAGGGCCACCUUGUUUAAAGUGCUGCUGCCCACGGGGCAUGAGGAAUUAGGACUGGAUGCAGUAGGGGAGUGGGAUGCAGGAGCCCCGCUGCUGCUGCCUUCGUGCCUGGGGGCCAGGGUACCAGCUGCCCACACAGCCCCUGCCUGUGCUGCUGGUGCUGGGGUGGGGGGGAAAGGGGCUGGGGGUGGAGGGGGCUGGCUGGGCCACGGCCCCCCGGGGCCGGGAGCACUGUUACUCAGCAUCGGGCACUUUGCGGCGGGGCCUCGACCUCCCUCGCUCCUCCUUAUUUAUGUCAAUAAACGUGCUGAGAGGUAGCCGGGCCCGGCGGCGGCGAGGACCGCUUCCUCCUCCCCGUGCCUGCGGCGGCGCCAGCCGGGGCUGGGCUGCGCCGUGCCCGGCUCGGG